Bactrocera tryoni is the source of this 1122-nucleotide messenger RNA. It is a transcript of the gene Taldo, whose product is annotated as probable transaldolase. Gene Ontology annotation, cellular component: intracellular anatomical structure; cytoplasm. The record is from RefSeq and is a predicted model, not a curated record. The transcript has 3 exons. NCBI's taxonomy places the organism in Eukaryota, Metazoa, Arthropoda, Insecta, Diptera, Tephritidae. Gene Ontology annotation, molecular function: transaldolase activity. Bases 84 to 1079 code for a protein of 331 amino acids. Gene Ontology annotation, biological process: carbohydrate metabolic process; pentose-phosphate shunt; pentose-phosphate shunt, non-oxidative branch.
UUCCGCUCAGAACUAGUGAACGUAGAGAGGUAUUUAGCUUGUCAUUAGCAAGCGGAGCUUCAAAGUCUUAGUUCGUAUUCAAAAUGGAAGGGAUAACGAAAAAACAAAAAUUGUCUACUCUAGACCAGUUGAAGGAAAUCACUGUUGUUGUAGCUGAUACAGGAGAUUUUGAAGCUAUGAAAUUGUAUAAACCUACUGAUGCCACUACAAAUCCAUCGUUAUUAUUGUCUGCGGCUAAAAUGGAUCAGUACAACCAUAUAUUAAAGGAAGCUAUUAAUUAUGGAUCGAAAGUUGGAAACACAGUAAAUGAAAAGGUUCAGGAAGCGAUUGAUUACUUAGGCGUGCUGUUCGGUUGCGAAAUUUUAAAAAUUAUACCAGGAAGGGUUUCAACUGAAAUCGAUGCUCGUUUAUCAUUUGAUACAAAAAAAAGUGUCGCAAAGGCAUUGAAGUUAAUACAAUUAUAUGCACAAAUGGGAAUUCAAAAAGAACGAGUUCUUAUAAAAAUUGCAUCUACAUGGGAAGGCAUACAAGCAGCAAAAAUAUUAGAAGAAAAGCAUAACAUUCAUUGUAAUUUAACUUUACUGUUUUCUUUUACUCAAGCUGUGGCAUGCGCUGAGGCUGGAGUAACUCUAAUAUCGCCUUUCGUUGGGCGUAUUUUAGAUUGGUAUGUUGCUAAUACCAAUACUAAAAGCUUUGAACCGGAGAAGGAUCCAGGAGUCAUAUCGGUUACCCAAAUCUAUAAUUACUAUAAAAAGUAUGAUUAUAAAACAGUUGUUAUGGGUGCAUCCUUUAGAAACAUUGGAGAAAUUAAAGCUUUAGCUGGUUGUGACUAUUUAACAAUUGGUCCUGCUUUAUUGAAAGAUCUUGAGGAUGAUGAUGAACCUAUUAGCGAGCAGUUAUCCAUAAAGAGUGCCAAAUCUACGGAUAUUGAAAAAAUUAACAUUGAUGAAGCAAAAUUCCGUUGGUUGCUUAAUGAAGAUGCCAUGGCAACAGAGAAGCUUUCUGAAGGUAUAAGAAAGUUUGCUCAAGAUUCUAAAAAACUUGAAGACAUGAUCAAAAAAUAUAUAAAUAGUGCGUAAACAUUAGCAUACAUAAAUUAAUAAAAAUAUAUUGGAAAAUGUA